Helicoverpa armigera (cotton bollworm) is the source of this 3246-nucleotide messenger RNA. Its product is annotated as atrial natriuretic peptide-converting enzyme. The transcript is spliced from 12 exons. Lineage: Eukaryota; Metazoa; Arthropoda; Insecta; Lepidoptera; Noctuidae. Gene Ontology annotation, molecular function: serine-type endopeptidase activity; protein binding. Gene Ontology annotation, biological process: proteolysis. The record is from RefSeq and is a predicted model, not a curated record. Bases 263 to 2671 code for a protein of 802 amino acids.
UGAGAGAAAGUUAACUGUAGUGCGUGCCCGUUACCGCGAGACGCCGCGCUCAGUCCGCGCCGGCCCGCCUCGCGACCCGCCGUCCGCGCACGCGCCGCCAUGCUGUGCUCGACCUCCGACACAAACAUAACAGAAAGUGACAGUGUUCAAUAACAAAGCCUAUCCAGGACCUCGUGUACAGUGUGUGUAGUGAUCAGCCGGCGAGUCCCGGCCCUCGGGUCACAGUGUCACAGUGCUUCGCCCGGAACAAAGGAUCAUUGCUAUGACGUUUUCUGGAAACAUGAAGGAGAGUAAACCGCGACCCGUCAAAGAUGCAUGGGAGUCGGAGCUGGGUUACGGGUGGACCCGCAACGGCAACCAGCGUUGUGUGCGGCACCGAGCACCGGAGUCGACGCUGUCGGUGAGCAGUGACAUCAGGUUCACGCGGCGCAAGCUCAGCAGACCCUGCCGAGGCUGCUGCGCUGCCCUCGCCUCGCUGCUCGUGCUCCUGCUACUAGCUGCCGUCGCCGUCUACUUUGGACACAUGUACCUGUUCGGCGAUCCCCUUAACCGUCAAACGUUCCGGGGCUCGUUCGUAGUGAGCUCGUGGGGAGACGAAGGCGGGGGCGAAAAGGUCAACGACCUUGAACCCCGUGCCAACCGGACCCGUGAAAAUGAACUCCAGCAGGCGCUAUACAAUUUAUAUGCAAACUCUGAACUGAGAUCCUGUUUUGUUUCUGCAGAUAUACUCGCUUUAGACAGCUCAGAAGAAGGUAUUCGCGUACAUUUCGAGGUAUCAUUCGAGCCGAUCUUUACCGCGGUGAGCACUGCAGAGGUGACGGCCGUGUUGGCGCGCGAGCUGGCUGCGCCUACGACUCACCUCAGCAAAAUAACCACGCUGCCGGAGACGCUACAUAUUGAGGAGAACUCAGUAAUAUCAUCCUUGGAACUGAAGGAGACCGAAACAACGCUAAUAGAGGCUCCGACAACCGAAGCCGUGACUCCAGAUGCUGUGGAAGAGGUCCGAGAGUGCUCGCCAGUAACACUGUCCUUGUGUUCACACCUGCCUUACAACACCACGACGUACCCUAACCUCGUGGGCCACACGUCAAAGGACGCCCUCAUGCGAGACCUCGUCGCGUUCAGAGAACUGCUUGACGCUGAGUGCUCUCAUCUUGCACAGGAUUUUGUAUGUCAAAUGCUGCAGCCUCGAUGCUCUGACGAGCGUCUAGUUCGGCCGUGUCGUGCUUACUGCCGCGCAUUCCACGCUGGUUGUGGGGCGCGCCUACCAGACCGACUCCGACCGCAUUUUGAUUGUGCACGGUUCCCAGACUACUUCGGCAAAGGAUCCUGUGCUCCUGAACCAGAAUGCUCAAGAGGCCUUCAGCGACUCGCACUAUCGCGCCGAGAGUGCGAUGGCAUUCCCGACUGCGCAGGCGCAGAAGACGAGCGUAGUUGCUCGCAUUGCUCCGCGGCGGGCGCGGGCGGUUUGCGGUGUGCGUUGCAAACGCGUUGCCUACCCGCACAUUUGCGCUGCGAUGGAACGCCCGACUGCCCUGACGGGAGUGACGAAGCUGGAUGUCUAUGGAUCACUCGCUCCCUUGCAUCGUGGAGACGAGAGAACAGCGAAUCAACGCUGGGCGCAGUGCGCAGCCGCAGCGGGUACGCGGUGUGGGCGGAGCGCGGCCGCGACGGCAAGAUCUGCGCCGCGCCACACGAGCACGACAAGCGUGCGCUCACCAGCGUCGCCGCUUCGCUCUGCAAGGCGCUCACCUUCAAGGCCUCAUUAAGCGCAGAAGUAGUACCAGAUGCGGAAGAGGGAGAGACGGAUGAAGAGCGAGAUCCGAAGAAAGAAAAACCACAAUACGUCGAAAUAGUAGAUCCCUUCGCUCCAGAAAUAUCGUUUGUUAAAAGUGAAUGCCCUGAACGAAAAGUUGUAAGAGUUGUCUGUGAUAAUUUGGAAUGUGGUGUGACGUCUGCUCGCGGUAUCGGCGCGGGCUCGGGCGUGGAGGGCCUGCCUCGCUCGGCGCGGCCGGGGGACUGGCCGUGGCACGCCUCGCUAUUGCGUACACAUGUGCACGCCUGCGACGCCGCGCUCAUUCACCCCUCCUGGCUCGUCACUACUGCCUCCUGCUUCCAAGGACAGCCAAAAGCUGAAUGGACUGCGAGAUUUGGUACAGUGCGAAUACAAAGCACUACACCUUGGCAACAAGAAAGGCGAAUAGUUGGCAUGGUGCGUUCUCCUAUCGAAGGCAGUAUGCUAGCAUUAGUGCGGUUAGAGGAACCAGUGGAAAUGACGGAUUUCGUAAGGCCCAUAUGUUUGCCAGACAAUGGCGCAGAACCAGCUAGUCGAAAUAUUUGCAACACCUUAGGUUGGACCAGAAACAAAGACCAACUACAAAGGGUCCAAGUAGUGACUAGUCCCAUGAGCACGUGCGAAAAUGUGAGCAUUGCCAUUGUAAAUGGAAUCUGUGCUGAACCAUUAUAUGACCAGGAUGACUGUGAUGAGGAGGAGUAUGCAGGCAAUUCAAUGAUGUGCUUCAAUGAGAAGACAAAGCAAUGGUCAUUGGAAGGAGUCAGUGGAUGGCGUAUCGCUUGUACAAAAAUUGGUUUAGGACGCCCUCGCAUUUAUGAUUCCAUUAGUUCUCAUGUCGACUGGAUACGACGAACAAUAUCGAAUUCAGCAAGAUGACCUGAAGGAGGUACAAAAAUUUAACAUUUGUAAAGACUGCAGUAAUGUUUUGGUUGUAUAGUUUCUUUCUUAAACAGAUAGAUGCAUACACAUUAGAAAACUAAAAGAUAUUGGCAGAAAUCUGUUUUUAUCAUUUUUUUUAAAUGAAGUUUAAUAUUGUUGGGGUAGGAAUAAAAUGUAACUAAGAAUUUUAGAAUAUUUUUAUAGUCAGUAUCUACAUGUUGCACUGGUUUCUGUGUAAUUUCUAAUGUGAUAAAUAUUACACAUCAUAUUAACAAUACUCAAUACAUUGAGACCAAGAUGAUUUCAUUAUUUGCUGUAAUAAUAAUUGUUUGUAACAAAGUGUAAGUUGUUAGUAACUAUGUAUAAUAUUUGUUUAUAAGGUGAAAAUAAGUUGUUAAUCUAAUUUCUAUAAAAUGAUCUUUAAGUGCCUAUUUUAUUGUAGUUUUUAUAAAAUUUUAAGAUAAUUUAUUGAAUAUAAAAGUUAAUUGUUACAAUUAAAGUACCUAUUGUAAAUAUUAUUAUAAGAGUGGAGCCAAAAUUUAUAGCUAGUUAUAAUAAAAUUUAUAAACAAU